AUGAUGUUGCUCAGUAUCUUCUAUCUAAUCGACACUCAACUGGUCAUAACACAAGAUGCCAAUGUAACAAAGAAGAAAGUCGUAGUUGGCAUAGCAGCAACUGAACAUGUUAUGACGUCAAGCAUAGGAUGGUCUCUUUGCGGAGGAGCUAUAGGAAUGGCCUUGGACAAAAUCAAGGAAGAAUAUGAUUUUAGCGAUUUUGACUUCAGUUUUCUGGUGGAGUAUACGGAAUGUGAUAAGAUAAAAGCAGUCGGUGUUGGGAUUGAAUUUAUGAAAAGGAGGAAGGUUGAUGUUGUUAUCGGGCCACCUUGCCCUGACGCCGGGUUGGUCAUGGCCCAUCUCUCCAAUGUUUUCCGGGUUCCAUGGAUGGCUUGGGGAUUGGCAUCGGAUCGUCGGUAUGGGGAAGAAAGCAAGUUCCCCUACGUCACCACACUCACUCAACCGCCACAAUCCUCCAAAACCAAAUGGUGUCAUUUGAGGAUCGGCUUCUGUGCUCUACAAGUGCUGGCCAAUUUUGGAUGGGACAUCGUCUCUAUUCUUUACACAGAGAGUGAAAUUCCUUACUGUAGUGCCCUGAUGGACUCCUUUGUGAAUGCAGUGAGUGACCCUUCCAAUACUUUUGUACCAUCUAUAGCGGUCAAGCAGGUUCUGAAUCCAAAAAAUCCGGUCGACUAUUUACGAACUCUGCAGCUGGUUCAGCAGCGCUCUAGAGGAAAGUUAUCUGAGAAUCCCAAUGAAUUGCUCUUUCUGGUGAAGCCACGAAAACUGGUAAUUUUCUGCAUGGAUCAACCAUUGGACAGACGAGCUUUCUUGGCUAAAGCAUCCGAAGCCGGCAUGACAACAGACGAAUACGUCUUUAUUAUGUUCUCAACCAGAAGUCAGGGUUUUGGCCACACAGGAACGGGAAAGGACGUCCGUAAGUAUUCUUUGCAGACUUCGAAAGACUGGCAUUACUUAUUGACAAAUUCGGUUGGUCGUUGCGUUCGCGUUUCGAGUGGACUCACAGCUUUUUGGGAGGAUACUGAAAAUAAGAACGCGGAUGGCCUGGAUGCUAUUGCCAAACAAGCUGCAAAGCGAGUAAUCGUGGUAAGUUGCAACAGGUCAUGGACCAAUCUCGAACAUAGACAAAUGAAGUCCCUUUUCCAGCUCGAUAUUGAUGCCACGGUGUCUAACCAGACUUAUAUGACGCAUUUCAAGACCGAUGUCGUACGGAGAGUACGUGAAGACCCUUUGUUUUGCAAUACUGAGGAGUGUCUCACAAAUGGCAACAAAUCGAGAGGCACAUAUGCAAGACAGCUUCAUGACACGUUCUAUAUGUUUGGCAUGGGUUUAUCGCGUGAACCAACCUAUUACCAUGAUGCAACAAACAUCACAAAGGCAAUGGCUGGUGAUUUUUCAGGUCUGACUGGAGAGGUGCAGAUGACAGAGAACAACACACGUAUUGCCGUCUUCAUGCUCUACUAUCUGGAUUCCAACUUUCAACAACAAGUUUUCAUGACGUUGACUUAUGAAGACGCCAAAAUGAACAUAACUCUGAACUCCGCCGAUCCGAGUACGACUAUAUGGGCAACUAGAAAUGGAAAAAAACCUCUCACUAUUCCACGCUGUGGUUUUUCUAUGCAGGAAUGCCCGCGGGAAUUCUGGGAAAUCUAUGCUCCUUAUAUAGGAGUUGGCGCCGCUAUUGUUUUCAUCCUCGUGGAAAAAGAGGGAAGAGAAAAAAAGAGCCUCCAUUCACUUAGAUCAGGACCGUCCACAGUUACAGCAAACAGCACAUAUGACAGAUCAAACACUAUAUUCACAGUAGCCGUCUUUGAUAACGAGCCGGCUCUCAUCACCAAACAUCCGACGUCGUUUCUCUCACCAGUGACACAAAACGAAUGUCUGAAGGUAAGUAAAUGGUCAGGAAAAAAAGAAUUCGUUGCGAUAGGCUCACGAAUGCAGAUGCGAAAACUCGAUCACGAAAAUGUAAAUAAGUUCUUGGGCUUCUCUUACGAUGGACCAGACUAUAUGGUUGUUUGGAAAAUGUGUGCUCGGGGCACAUUACAGGCAGUAUUUCUGAAAACAUCGACUUCAUCUGAUUCUUUCUUCACUUUAUGUCUUAUUCGAGAUGUCGCUGAAGUAAGAGGGGUCAUUUAA
Molecule: messenger RNA, 2136 nt
Organism: Haemonchus placei
Lineage: Eukaryota; Metazoa; Nematoda; Chromadorea; Rhabditida; Trichostrongylidae
Source: the annotation of a GenBank genome assembly